Molecule: messenger RNA, 1450 nt
Organism: Xenia sp. Carnegie-2017
Lineage: Eukaryota; Metazoa; Cnidaria; Anthozoa; Malacalcyonacea; Xeniidae
Product: deoxyribose-phosphate aldolase-like
Exons: 4
Coding region: 97-1059 (320 amino acids)
Biological process (GO): deoxyribonucleotide catabolic process; carbohydrate catabolic process
Cellular component (GO): cytoplasm
Molecular function (GO): deoxyribose-phosphate aldolase activity
Source: RefSeq, a predicted model, not a curated record
AGUGGUACUGGUACCAAGAAAAAAGCGACCUUUUCACCCUUCUUGUUAAUUGUUAUGCUUCCACUUUCCUUCAACUAAGAACUACUCCGUCUCGAAAUGUCCUGUCAUGUGGUUCGCAAUCCUGGUACAGAAUUAAACUUUUCAUGGCUGUCAAAGUGCUGUGUAAACUUUUCCGCCGUAAAACGACGGGCUGAAAGUCUCAAAACACGACGCUCUAUCAAAAAAGAAUGGCAGGCAGCUUGGCUGCUAAGGGCUGUAUCAUGUGUUGAUCUUACAACGCUGUCAGGAGAUGACACCAACAGCAACGUGACACGAUUAUGUUUUAAGGCACAAAAUCCAAUUCGACGUGAUUUAUUAAACAGUAUGGCUUUUGAAAAUGAACUUAAAGUCGGAGCUGUUUGUGUUUACCCUGCCCGAGUUUCAGAUGCUGUUCAAACCUUGCAAAGUUUGGACUCCAAAAUUCCUGUUGCCUCUGUAGCUGCAGGGUUUCCUGCAGGCCUAACCCCAUUAAAGCAGCGUUUGGAAGAAAUUGAGACAGCCAUUUCAUAUGGUGCAAAGGAGAUUGAUAUUGUCAUCACUCGAGCCUAUGUACUUAAUGGUGAAUGGCAGGCACUAUAUGAUGAAGUUAAAGCAUUUCGUAAAGUAUGUGGUGAUGCUCAUCUCAAAACAAUAAUAGCUACAGGAGAACUCGGGUCACUGGUAAAUAUAUAUCGAGCAAGCCUUGUUUGUAUGAUGGCUGGUUCUGACUUUAUUAAAACAUCAACAGGAAAGGAAAGUGUGAAUGCAACAUUCACUGUUGCUUUGGUUAUGGUAAGGGCAAUCAGAGAAUAUUUUCAGGAGACAGGAUAUAAAGUGGGCUUUAAGCCUGCCGGUGGAAUAAGAAGUGCCAAAGAUUCUCUUACAUGGUUGGUGUUGAUGAAAGAAGAAUUGGGCGAUGAAUGGACUCAGCCAAACUUAUUUAGAAUAGGAGCUAGUUCACUACUUGUUGACAUUGAGCGUCAGCUUUUCCACCAUGUCACAGGAAGAUAUGCUGCUGCUCAUGAGUUACCUAUGUCAUAAAAACAGUAUUGUAAAAAUUAAAUAUGAAAUAUUGACCUUAAACAAUUUCAUUUUUAAGUUUCUAAAAUUAUAAUUUACAUUUUGUAAAGUGAUGGUACCUUUAAAUAAACAUUCUUCAAUCAGCAAGAAAGUCGACUACUUCUUCAAGUUCACGUUGCUUUGCUUGUUUAUGAGCCCAGCGAUCUUCUGCAACCUUUGCUGAAACAUUCCAUUUUUCAUGAUAGAUGAUACUCUUGCAUGCUGGACAUUUUUUAUCUGUAUCAAAAAUGAAGUAAAUUGGAUAGGACUUUCAAGAACAUUGUAUGAUCAAAACCAUCAACCAUUCAACUGAAUGGUAUAACUACCUUUAAUAAAUCAAGUUUAUACUCCAAUAAAAACAAAUUUUACUUCC